AUGGCAGCAGGUCUAAAUGCAUCUUACAUGGCCUCAACAAACUUCUCAAUGGUGAACUUCAGUGGAGAAAGCACGAGGAAGGCACUACUUAUGCAUCGAAAACCCUUUACAGUUUCAGCUCAACAAGCUGAUACUCAAGAUUAUAGCUUGAAAGUUGAAGAGAAAGAGGAGGAAACAGUGCAAAAAGAAGAAGAGAAGCAACCAAAAGUGAUGAAGAGUCCAAGACCAGUUGAGCCUCAAACCAAUGUGAAGAGCAAGAACAUGGGGAUUGAAUUUGGCAGUGAAUGGCUGAGCUCAACAACAAGGCAUGUUAGGAUUUAUGCAGCGUAUAUCGACCCGGAGACGUGUGCGUUUGAUCAAACACAGACGGAUAAACUCACUCUCAUACUUGAUCCCACUGAUGAGUUUGUUUGGACUGAGGAGACUUGCAAUCAAGUCUACUCUUAUUUCCAAGAGCUUAUUGAUCAUUAUGAGGGAGCUGACCUGACAGAAUACACACUUCGUUUGAUUGGUUCCGACAUUGAACACUAUAUAAGGAAGAUGCUGUACAGAGGAGAGAUACAGUAUAAUAUGAAUGCAAGGGUUUUGAACUUUAGCAUGGGAAAGCCAAGAGUUGGUUUUGCUUACAAUGAUGAUCAGAUUCCAGAAGAAUACUUGUAA
Oldenlandia corymbosa var. corymbosa is the source of this 660-nucleotide messenger RNA. The record is from the annotation of a GenBank genome assembly. NCBI's taxonomy places the organism in Eukaryota, Viridiplantae, Streptophyta, Magnoliopsida, Gentianales, Rubiaceae.